Amorphotheca resinae ATCC 22711 is the source of this 991-nucleotide messenger RNA. RefSeq lists its product as hypothetical. NCBI's taxonomy places the organism in Eukaryota, Fungi, Ascomycota, Leotiomycetes, Helotiales, Amorphothecaceae. The transcript has a single exon. Bases 129 to 878 code for a protein of 249 amino acids. The record is from RefSeq and is a predicted model, not a curated record.
AGAUUAUUUCGAAACCUCAUUGUUGUCUGAUCGCUUUGUGUCACUAACCAGAUCAUUCGACUACAAUCCAUGGCUGAAAAUCGGCUCCUUCUCUCCCGCCAUUGAUAAGCCCCGGUCAGACAUAUUUGAUGGAGGUCCCCACGUCACUUGACUAUCUGUGCAAGUUGACCUUCAUCAUGGGCAAAGGGAAGCGACACCAAGGUCAUAAACAAAACGAUAAGCUCAAGCCAUCCCAUCAAGAAGGCAAUCGAUGGGAUGGAAGUGGGGAUAAAAAAUCUCUUGCAAAAGUCCAUCAAUUAGGAUCGCACACUGUCAUUGAACGGGAGCAUUCUCAUUCCCUCGAUUCAAGCCACCAUGCGUUUGAAAGCAACCAAUACCAUCGCCCAAAGAAGAGCAAUCGUCAUCCACAACCGGGCACUCUAAAGGCCCUUAGCCACUGUGAUGUGUCUUUACCUCGGACUACUCUUGGCUCUCAUAGGAAUGCAUUCCUCGCAAGGUCCAAACACUUCAAACAACACCUCACCGACUCCAUCGAGCAAACCCUUCAUCACAUGCAGCAGUGGUACCCGGACGAAAGCUUGGGGGAAAGUGACGACGAUGAGAUGGACUGGCAGCCUGAGGGGGAAGUGACAAUCCCAAUACCGGGCGAGGUUCAUUAUGUCUGGGAUCCGACCCCUGCAAGUCCCGGCGAAGUUCCAUGGGGGAAUGGGACUCUGAAAGUUGGCGUACAGUCUAGAAUGCCGAUUGGAAUCAAGAAGAGGAUAGCUUUGCAGGAAAGUUUGAGUGAGGGUCUAGAAACGCCGGUUGAGGGAGGAUUGAAGUCGGGCAGUAUGAAGGUGGCGCUGAGCAGAGGAGGUACUUGUGUCCUCACGGAAUGACCUCCGUUGGAGAUGGACCCUGAGUGUUGAGCCCCUGCAACCAACUUUGACUUCGGCAACUGAUGACGGCAAAUGUUCUGUUGUCGCAAUCUUUGACAGUUGACAAUACUUAG